AUGCAUUCUUACGUGCGGGCAUCUGAGGUGGACCAGGUAAUGCGCCGGGGCCUCCGCCAGGUACAACAAGGCCCCAGCGACGUGGCGGCAUGCGCCAACCUGGACGGGCUGGUGGACCACCUCCUACGGCCCCUGGAGGAUCUGGGCGUGCUGCAAUACACGCCGGGAAAACAGUUGCUCAACGCGGACGCCCUGAGCAGGCUGCCACUGCGGUCUACGGAGGCUGAUGACGUGGACUCGCCGCCGGCAUCAGAUGACUGGGUGGUCCCCAUGGAAAGCAACGUGUACGUGCGGAACUACGGUGUCGGAGAAAAGUGGACACCAGGGCGUGUGCAGUCCACUGCAGGAUCCCGAAUGGUGACCGUCCAAACUCCUCAUUCUGUAGUCAGACGCCACGUUGACCAAGUGCGCCCUCGACAAGCAUCGCAGUCCCCAUCGCCGGGCUCUGCAUCCUUAUCAGAGUCUAAUAUGUCCAUGCUGCCGAAACGAUCGCCGGGGCCCUCAACUACAAGCUCCACCGUGCUGCCUCCAGAAGCGCUCACUACCGCAAGCCCCCACGACCAUCCAGUGCCAACCAUGCCACAGGCCGGUCCUACACAAGCGGCGACCCCAAGCGCGGAACCAGUGCUUCGGCGUUCUACCAGACAACGCAAGCCAGUACAACGGUUCCAUUUUUAAGAAGAGAGAAGUGUUGCGAACUGAACUCUCCUACUUCUACGUCCCCCUUUCCCCCCUUCGUGUUUCUGUCGAUGGCUGAAGCGAUAGCCAUUCCCGCCCCCCUUUUUCCCCUCUCCCUGCUUCGUAGAUGAAGCUACAAAAGAAGCUCGCGCGAAA
Rhipicephalus microplus (southern cattle tick) is the source of this 834-nucleotide messenger RNA. RefSeq lists its product as uncharacterized. The record is from RefSeq and is a predicted model, not a curated record. Lineage: Eukaryota; Metazoa; Arthropoda; Arachnida; Ixodida; Ixodidae.